GAAAUUUUUUAUUAAAUUGCCAAAGACCUUUUCGGACUGCAUGCGAUUGGCCUCCUCUUAUCAAACAAAUGAUGAUUUGAAUGUUGUGAUAACAAGGUAUGUCCAAAAUCAUUACAUUUAUAAGAUGGCUGCCUUCCAAUAACGUGAAAUCGAUGGCUGGUGUCAUGAGUUUAGCUCAAACCCUAAUCAAACACACCUGAAGUAGCUAAUUAAGGUCUUGCUAUGCAUACUAGAAACUUCCAGCAGGUGUACUAAAGCUUCGAGCUAAACUCUGCAGGACACCGGUUCCAAGACCGAGUUUGGGCACCCCUUCCCAGUGUUUUGAUUAUGAAAAUGUUAUGUUAAAUGUAAGUAAAUUGUGGACAAGCAGGUAACGUGACAAAUCUGUGUUACUGUUUUAUUUACAGUAAUUUGCAGGCAGAAUCUGAACACCGUUCUUUUAAAGUAUUCUGUUAUUGGACUCCUGAUACAAAUUUUGUUACCCAUUACAGAAUGCAGACAAUGGCGAGAAGUGUGGUAUGGUCCAGAGGACGAUUGCUGGAUCCUGAAACAGCAAAUAGCAUCCUGGAUCAUGUGUCUGAAUUUCUGGAUGCUUUGGAAACAUUGCCCCAACAGGACGUUCUCCAGGCUUAUAGUGCUCCAUUGGUAAGGGGUUCAUCUGGUCGUCCACAAUUAUCUAUCACACAAGAGCAGUUGCAGUUUCUGCUAGAAUAUAAUUUUUCGACAAAACAAAUGGCAGAAAUCUUGGGAGUGUCCAAACGAACUGUGAAGCGGCGUUUAAGGAAAUUCAGUAUUUCACUGAGAGACAGAUAUACUGAUAUGUCUGAUUCUGAUCUUGAUAACCAAGUCAGAGAACUGGUUGGAGGAAAUGAUGAGCUUGGGGCAGAAUCAGUAAGAGAACGUCUGGCAGGUCAAGGGUUAAUAGUGCAGCGUCACAGAGUGCGACAAAGUUUGAUCAGGACCAAUCCAGUGGGAGCAGCUCAGAGAGUCACAACACGCAGGCUACACAGAAGAGUCUACAAAGUUGCCGGGCCAAACGCAUUAUGGCAUUUGGAUGGCAAUCAUAAGUUAAUCAGGUGGCGAAUUGUAAUACACGGCGGCAUAGAUGGCUACAGCAGACUUGUUGUUUUCUUAAAGGCUUCAGACAACAAUCGCAGCAACACAGUUUUUGAGAGCUUUGUAGAUGCUAUUGGCAAACAUGGAAUACCUUCAAGAGUUCGCUGUGAUAAUGGAGGGGAGAACAAUUCCGUCUGUCUAUUUAUGAAUGUGUUCCGAGGCUCAACAAGAGGAAGUGCUCUGAGAGGAAGGAGCACGCACAAUCAAAGGAUUGAAAGAUUGUGGGUGAUGUUUGGCGGGGCAUCACCAAUACUUAUUAUUCCUUAUUCACGCUCUUGGAGAGUGAGGGUAAAAUUGACACUAACAAUGAAAUGCAUCUCUGGGCAUUACAACCAGCUCCAGAUGCGAAUGCUCCCCCAGUUGCCGAAGUUGUCACCCCACAUCCUCAAACUGUGUUCCACUGGCCAGAAGCUGUUCAGAUCCCUGCCAACCAAUUCAACCUUCAAGAAGGACAAAUAG
Messenger RNA from Misgurnus anguillicaudatus (oriental weatherfish), 1575 nucleotides. The record is from RefSeq and is a predicted model, not a curated record. Lineage: Eukaryota; Metazoa; Chordata; Actinopteri; Cypriniformes; Cobitidae.